Lutzomyia longipalpis is the source of this 750-nucleotide messenger RNA. RefSeq lists its product as uncharacterized. Lineage: Eukaryota; Metazoa; Arthropoda; Insecta; Diptera; Psychodidae. The record is from RefSeq and is a predicted model, not a curated record. The transcript is spliced from 3 exons. The coding region runs from base 7 to 702 and encodes 231 amino acids.
UGGAGCAUGUCCCAGAAGAUGCGGAUCCUCACCUAUUCAGCAACAAUCUCAAGAUGUUUUUGGGCACGGAGAUUCCCAUUGAAGCCUCCUCUCAUCUCCUUACAAAGAAUAGAAUUCCUUCACACAUCCCCAGUCUUGGGAAUCAUCCAGCGAAAGAAGUGGAAUGAAAAGAAAAUACGGGACAUGGACAAGCUUCCUGAUGACUACACACUCAUCUAUAGGAAUCCCAUGUACAACUACGUCACGGCAGUUACCUACAUCACUUCUGGAAGCUUCCUGGCGAUUGGGAUCUUUGCUGCUCAUGCUCUCAUUACGGGGGAACUAUCGUUUGAUGCUCAAAACAUCGAAAAUACUGUGGUUGGUCCGCUAACCAGUGAUAUUACGGAAGUCUACAUAAUGGGAGGAUUCUUUAUCCUUAUGAAUGUAAUCCUGAGGAUAACGCUCAAUCGUUUCCCGCUGAGGAUCUACAGAAAAGGCCAAGAGUAUUUGGCCAUCUACACCUGGAGACUACCCUUUCGAAACGUAGUCCUGGAUUUUCGUCAAGGAGAUGCAGUUAAAGUCCCAGAGAGAGGGAUUCUGUGGAAAGACAGCCGGUAUACCAUCAAAGGACGCAAGAAUAUCUUGCUAUCUGAGUACUUCAAAGCCCCCAUUGAACUCCACACAAUGCUCACGCCGAUUGAGAAGAAAAAGCUGAAAGAAUAAUGUUUUAUUCUCCAUAGAAAGUUAAAGCAUUAAAAUAAAAUGAUUUUA